Messenger RNA from Durusdinium trenchii, 459 nucleotides. The record is from the annotation of a GenBank genome assembly. Lineage: Eukaryota; Dinophyceae; Suessiales; Symbiodiniaceae.
GCGCAUAGCACCCUCUUCGCGCUGCAAGCGGAGAAUAUGGCUGACAAUCUGCGGGCCGAACUGUCGAUCGUUGCGGGGCCGAAAGAGUCGAUGGACGAUGGGAUUCGGCAGGGCAGGGGAAUCGAGCAGGCUGACCCCAGCCCGGAAGCGGGUGAUCGCCGCCGGGGCUGCGCUAUGGCGCUGGCCGUUUCGCGCCCGAGCAUGUGCGCGGUGGUUCGGAAGGACGGGGCGUUGGUUCUAGGUGCCAGGAGGAGGGGUUGGGCUGAAGUCUGAAGGCCCAAAGAAACGCUUCUCAUUCUGUUCCUGACUUUUUGGCUUUCAUUUGCAUAAUUUGUUCUGGAUUGGUGGUUCGCAAGAGAUGUUCCAUCCGAACAGGUCAAUUCCUUUGGAUGGGUCACGGACAGAUUGAGUCGAGCAACCUUUUGAAUUCCGAACAAGUUAUUUUGGUAUGAGGUCACG